GAAACAGACGAGGAAAUGAUACGAGAUUGAGUACACUGUUUGCUGAUGACACAUGUCAUGCGGUAGGAGGUUUACUUAGGUUGUUUUGUAGGGGGAACACUGCAGUACACCAGGUGUCUGUACCAGUAUAUGUUGAGUGACAGUGUUUUCUGUAUUUGAAUGAUGUGGUUCUUACUGUCAGUUAAGAUGACACAGAAGCUCUGGAGGAAUUGUUUCGAAGCUGUGGAGUUAUUAAUAUGGAACAUUCUGGAUUUAGUGUUCUAAUGAUUCUCGGGAUAUCCAAGAUAGAUGGUGUCAUUUGAUUACAUUAAUCAGAUUGGUUACAAUGACAAGCAGUUGUGGGAGCAGUCUGUGGAGAUGAAACUACAGAAGCGACCUACAGUACUCAAUGCUCCAAGAAAAAGUGCACGUUUAAAAACUGAAUUCAUUGAUGUCGACCUCAUUCGAGGCUCCACAUUCUCCAAGGCCAAGCCGAAGGUAUCAUGGACGUCCAUCACAGGCAAUGCUAUCAUUCGUGCGUUGCUCUUGCCAGUAUACUUCAGAUGGUGGGUGCAGCAGUCCUCUGUAUUGUUCUUCCUGUUCCUGUUGUACCUCUACACACAACAGCUAGUCACUAUGGUCGUCUACUUCAGUACUGUUGGCGAGAUCACGGAGGAUGAACUGUCUCUGUCGGAGGUGAUGAUGCCUGCCAUACUGAUGAUGGUGCUGGCUUUGAUUCACUCCCAGACUGUGGUGUCACACUUCUCUCACAAAACUCCACACAGGGAUCUCAACAAACUCAACAGAAGUCUCUCUAAAUCAAAGAAACGUGUUAGUAAGGUUGGCAUUUCUACAAGUAGUCAGAAAUCUCAGGACAGCAUUCCAUCCGAUUCGGCAGCGUCACGGUCACAAUCAGCAAAGAGUUUUACAGUUGUCUCUGACACAACCCUGGACAAUGAGGCCUCUAGGUCAGGCAAGGGAAGUGCAAGGGAUAAUCUUAAUGGACAAGACAGGAAGGGCAAACAAAAAAACAUGUCAGUUAAAAGAAACCCUCAGAAAAUGGAAUGCAGAAGAAGUAUCUCACCAAAAGAUAAAAAUCAAAAGGAUUACAUAAAAGUUAACAAUCAGAAGAAAAGUCAACAAAAUUAUGUUCAGUCUGGAAAAUCUGCACUAGAAUCUGUCUCUCAUGAGGGUCAUUUGAAUGUUGACUCCAGGAACGAAGAUUCUGUAGAGCAGUUUUGUCACAAGGAAGGGUUGGAUGUGAACACAAAGUGUGAACAUUUGUCUGCAAAUAGUGCAUGUGAUAAAUUAUCUUCUGUUAAUCAUAUUGAUUUUUUAGAGGAAGACUUUUCUUCCUUUGGAUCUGAAUCUCAGGAUAAUGAUUCGCAUUUGCCAGGAGCAAUAGGGGAGAUAAUCCUGAAGGGCAGUGCCAGGGAUGGAUUGGAGGAAGAAAAUUUUGCUGAUUCUGAAAGAAUUUCUGAUGAUAUUCAUUCAGAUUCAGAACAUGAAUCAAAAGUACAGUUAGGGGAUUCGGGCCAAUUUUGCAAAAGUUCCCAUGAUCUCAGGGAUAGUUGUGGAACAGAGUUACCUCAAACUCAGAGUAAGCAGACACAUUUAGAGAUCACACGUAGAUUAUCAGACCUUGCAAAGAAAUCCAGGCAAGAUUCUGAUGCAGAAGAUGUAUCUGAAAAUGAGAUUAUCACAGAUGUGAAGUUAUCCAUGUCUGGGACAUCAUUACGACGACGUCGGCGUGUUAUUAGUGCCAAUAAGAGUGCAGAUCUCGGGGAAAUUGCAAGAUCACGUGUUGUGCCAAAUAACCUGGGACUGUGGCCUCAGUCUGUGAAGUCUGGUGGGGUGGUUGGAAGUUCCUCGGAGAAUGAAACUACACCAGGUCCUGCAACUCCAGACACAGGAAAUAAGGUAACAAUGAGUUCGGAGGAGUGGGAGGACCGGAUACAGUCGGACGUGACCACCUCCUCAUCCUACUCAUCGAGCUGCGGAUCGGAGGCCGAGCUGACUGACAGCGGAGAGAACCAGGUUGAGAACGAGGAGCUGCACACCCAGGGAUGGACUACCAGCAACCUGCACGUCAUCAACUUGUUACAGCCGCCUACAGCAUCUUCCACUGGUGUCAGCCAUAUUCCACCUCCUGAUAAAGUGAGCUGUGUUUUAUGGGAAGGCAAUGAAUGUAAGAAGGUGGAUCUGACAGCUCUGGACAUUGGCUGGGCCAUCAUCGACAAGGUGGACAACAUGCCCGAGAGCUCCGACUACAUCCUCAUCGGCCUGGCCCUGUCCAUCAUCAUGGCCUGUGUGCCGCUGGUGUUCCGGCUGUACCACAUCAAGCAGCUGCCGGAUCUGUUCAAGCUGGCCGGGAUCUGCAGUUUGUGGGACCAGCUGCAGCAGAAUCCCUGGAGACGUAGUUUAUUUGCUCUGAAUGGUGUUACGCAGAGGUUGUGCCUUAGUCUCAUCUUCUUCUUCCUGCUGUCUGUGGCUGACAGGACAUUUAAACAGCGCCUGUUGUAUGCCAAGCAUUUCUGCUACCUCACAUCUUCUCGUCGAGCCCGCAAAUUUGACAUGCCUCAUUUCCGUCUCAGUAAAGUGAGAAACAUCAAAACAUGGCUGUCUCUGCGAUCUUACCUCAAGCGCCGAGGGCCCCAGAGAUCUGUUGAUGUUAUUGUGUCUGCCACCUUCCUGCUCGCUAUCUGCAUCGUUACACUCAUGUGCCUACAGAUGCUGAAGGAUGCAGAAACAUACUUGGACUUUGAGUGUAACUGGGAGUUGGUGUUCUGGUGUCUCGCUCUUGGUGUCUACCUCCUCCGCUUCAUGACCCUCGGUCUCAAGAUCAACAAGAAGUACCGCAACCUGUCAGUGCUCAUCACAGAACAAAUCAACCUGUAUCUGCAGAUGGAGCAGAAGCCCCACAAGAAGGAGGAGUUGAUGCUGGCCAACAACGUCCUUAAACUGGCCGAGGAGCUUCUCAAGGAGUUGGAGAGUCCAUUCAAGAUUUCUGGGUUCUCUGCAAACCCUCUCAUCUACAAUAUCACAAAGGUUGUUGUUCUCUCAGCAUUUUCAGCAGUUCUGACAGAGCUGCUUGGUUUCAAGUUGAAACUCUACAAGAUCAAAUUCAAGCCUUGAAUAUGGUUGUGGUCACAGUAAACUCAGACAGAAGUGAUUAUUGUUUAUAUGCUAUGCAGUUUAUGGCUUUAUCAAAACAGUUUUGUACAUCUCAGUACUACAGUGUGAAGAAUCGUGCACUGUUGUGUAAGAGUUUCUCACUUUCCUAUUCUCCAAUGUUUGACUCAGUGAACCCAAUGGCGCCACUCUUUAUCAAAAUAUUUUAUACAGUUAUGACUUAGAACAGUGGAUGAUUGUUUUUACUCUGUGAAUUUUGUGAAAAGUGAUGUUUUCCGUACCUGUAUCUAUCAUGCAGUUAACAAAUGGCCAGGGAUAUUCAAACUGUUUCAGUUUGAUAUGCUAUUAUGAAUGUGAAUGCAGGACUCAUUGUUAGAAAUUAAGAACAAAGCCAGGGGUCCUUUUCAUUUGUUGAGAUUAUAGCUAUUGGGGAUCCUUAAAUUUAAGAACUUCAGUAAAUAACGGUUAUAACGAACUCAAAGCGACCACCAAUUCUAGUCCGUUAUAUCUUAGUUCGUUAUAAGCAUAUAUACAGCAGAUGGCUGGGACCAAAGACCAGUUCGUUAUAUCCGUCAGUUCGUUAUAAACAUAGUUUACUGUAUAUCCACUUCUCUGCACGUGAUCCUUUUAUUAGCUUGGAGAGUCGCCUCCCUUUGCCAUGCUAUGAUCUGCUGAUCGUGGAUUUACAUCCAAGUUUUUUCCUGUUAAUCUUAACUAUGAUCCAUGGUCCUGUCAUCAUGGCACCUGGCCUUUUUGGUUUCACCGUAUCAUUAUAAUCAACCGGUACCACCCAAACAUUUUGGACUUUUCCUCCUUCAUUAUGCUGAAGAUCCGGGGUAGAAUAGGUCUUCAGCUACCCAUGCUUGCCGUAAAAGGCGACUAUGCUUGUUGUUGGAGACGACUAACGGGAUCGGGUGGUCAGACUCGCUGACUUGGUUGACGCAUA
Haliotis rufescens (red abalone) is the source of this 4057-nucleotide messenger RNA. RefSeq names its product protein PHTF1-like. Lineage: Eukaryota; Metazoa; Mollusca; Gastropoda; Lepetellida; Haliotidae. The record is from RefSeq and is a predicted model, not a curated record. Gene Ontology annotation, cellular component: endoplasmic reticulum. Bases 289 to 3114 code for a protein of 941 amino acids. The transcript has 16 exons.